GUACAUGUACAUGUAUAUAGGCAGAGACCGGGAUCACCCUUUUCCGAAAAAGGUUUCACAUUGCUUCAGGAUAGGCGAAUCAACUGAGAGAUAACUUUAGUGCUUUCAACUUUCAGCAUUUGUUUGUCCUUGACAUUGAAGACGCAACCUCUCUCUUUAACCAGUGUCCUGUAACACAAUAGAGCCGGUAGUCAGCAUAUGAAACUGAUUUGACAGAAACUGUACUGUCCUUUUGGGGAAGGUUCGGAGACGGGUGUACAUGAUUGCUGCAAUGGCCUACCUACUGGAACAGUGCUCUUGGUGGGGAAAAGGGAGCUUUUAUACACUUCUGUUGGCGCUGGUUGUGUUCGCUGUUUGCGCCCAAGCUCAAGAGCUCACAGUGACGUCACCAGAGCAUAAUAUCUUCAACGGCGACAGUGUGAGUCUGAAUUGCUCCAGCGACGUGCCCAUUACGUCACCAGAGAUCACGUGGACCGUGACUCCAGCAGUUCCCAUGGAGGCCCUGUCGUUCUCCGGCCCACGACAGAACACGAUCACCAUCUCACCCGUUACGGCCGACGUCAGCUUCAAUUCACCAGUCAGGCCCGUGUCUGUAGAGUGCAGCGCUGCGGUCAUGGGACUCGGCCAGGGCAAUGGCCUUGCCACAUUCAAUGUUUUCUACAAUAUAUGCGCUCAGGCUAACGUAUGCCAGCGAAUUUUCGGGCAUCCACCUGGUAUAUCCGAAUGCGUGUUCCCCACAACUGGUGAUCCCCGCUGUGAGUGCCGGCAUAGUCCUGAGAGUCAAUUCUGCAGGGUGUUGGCUAGCUGUGCCAGGAAUCAACUUCUGACUGCCGAUUUAGCCGCAGCUGAGUUCCUCCGAUGUGCAGUUAACAUGGGAUGCACACUGACCAAUCCCGGUGGAAUGCUACAAUGCAGUGAAUCUUCCAGCAACUCUUUGGUGCCUAGUCACUUGUUGUUGAUAAUAGUGAUGGUUGGCAUGGUGGUCAGCGGAGUCCCCAUGUAGCAUGACUCUAGCGCUAUUCCAGCCUCGCCAUGCACACAGUAGGUAGGCAGCUGCAGUUGCAAUUUACAGCUGACAAAUUUGCACGACGUUCGCAUACAUGUUCAGGUACAUUUACAUAUACAACAGCAUUACUUUAGGUAAAUUUCACAACCGCAAAUGCCACAAGUGCAGAACCCCCCAUUAGCCUUGAUCCCCAGAGGAGCGCACUUCGUCUCGCCCGCACAGCUUUUAUAGCACCUACACGCCCUUUGUAGUCCCCUGUUUUCUCUUAUUGUUUUUCUCUUCCAUUCUAUGUAGGCAUGUGCACUUUCAUCAAAAAAUAAAAAUAAAUAAAAAUCCGACACCAUGCUAUCUUUGCUUGGGUGAGACCACCCGACCUGACUAACACAGCUCAUGUAGCGGCUCAGUUUCGCCCAUUCUUCCACCUUUCUUUUCUUUUCUUUUCGCUUUGUGUCCCCUAUUUCCGUAGGUUUGUGCACUGUGAUAAACAUUGCAACCCUUGUGCUUGA
Sycon ciliatum is the source of this 1512-nucleotide messenger RNA. RefSeq lists its product as uncharacterized. Bases 260 to 1003 code for a protein of 247 amino acids. The transcript has 4 exons. Lineage: Eukaryota; Metazoa; Porifera; Calcarea; Leucosolenida; Sycettidae. The record is from RefSeq and is a predicted model, not a curated record.